AUGUGUCUGAACGCAGCACUAUACCUGGAUGACCCGGUCAUAACGGUGCACCAGAGCGUUGGUGAAUCGAAGGAGCAGUUCUACUUUGAGAGGACGGUGUUUCUCCGCUGCGUCGCCAACUCCAACCCGCCGGUGCACUACACGUGGAGGAGGGGCAGGGAGGCGCUGACGCAGGGCUCGGACGCCGGCGUGGAGAUCUACGAACCCUUUUUCACACAGGGUGAGACGAAGAUCUUGAAGCUGAAGAAUCUUCGUCCUCAGGAUUACGCCACGUACAACUGCAUCUCCUCCGUCAGGAACGUCUGCGGCAUCGGAGACAAGAGCGCCCACUUCAGUCUGAACAACAGGACAGCUCCUCCCGCCAUUAAGCUCCUCCUGGAGGACCCCCUGGUGGUGAACCCGGGGGAGACCAUCACUCUGGUGUGUGUGGCGUCGGGGGGAGACCCUCCUCCCACCCUGCAAUGGGCGAGGCCGGGAGGGGAGGCGCUCCCGAAGAGGAGCGUCGUCAAUGGGGGCACGCUAACCAUCCCUGGCGUCACUGUGGACGACGGCGGUGCCUACAGCUGCAUGGCGUCCAACAACGUGGGGAACCCUGCCAAGAAGUCCACCAGCAUCCUGGUCAGAGGUCUUCGUAAAGGUCGCUUCUGGAUCACGCCCGACCCGUACCACAACGACGACAACAUCCAGAUCGGCCGCGAGGUGAAGAUCAGCUGCCAGGUGGAGGCCACGCCCCCCGAGGAGCUGCAGUUUGGCUGGCUGAAAAACGGCCGGCCGCUGAGGAGCUCUGAGCGGAUGGUCAUCACCCACACCGACACCGACGUCACGCCGGGAACCACCAACCUCGACAUCAUCGACCUCAAGUUCACCGACUUCGGCACGUACACCUGCGUGGCGUCGCUGAGGAACGGAGGAACGCCUGAGAUCAGCAUCGACGUCAACAUCUCAUCCACCACAGUUCCUCCGGAGCUGACGGUCCCCAGGGGGCGCUCUCACCUCAUCUCGCAGGAGGGCGACACCGUGGACCUGCAGUGUCUGGUCUCAGGGAAACCCAAACCCAUCAUCCUCUGGUCCCGCGUGGAGGAGAGCGGGGUGGCGGCGGCGGCGGCGGCGGCCGUGAUCCUGAUGCCGGACGGCGCGGAGCAGACGGAGAGCUACGACGGCGUCCUGAGGAUCAGCAACGUGACGAGAGACAUGAGCGGGACGUACCGCUGCCGCACGAGCCAGUACAACGGCUUCAACGUGAAACCACGAGAGGCCCUGAUCCAGCUGGUGGUGCAGUUCCCCCCCGUGGUGGAGCCGGUGUACACGGAGAUCCGCCAGGCGCUCGGCCGGGCGUUCAGCCUCACCUGCCGCCUGCUGCGAGCUCACCCGGCGCGCCUCCUGCGCUACGAGUGGAAGCUGGGCUCGCGCCUCCUCACCGUUGGACAGUUCAGCGAGCAGCGCGACGACACGUCCUACCUGGUCAAAGCCCUGAACCGCGAGGGCUACGGCGAGUACACCUGUGACAUCACCAACGAGGCCGGGGCGGGCCGCUGCACCUUCCUGGUCACAGGGAAGGCCUACGCUCCGGAGUUUUACUACGACACGUACGGCGCUCUGUGGCAGAACAGACCUCGAGUCUACGGCUUCAAGCUGCAGUGGACGCAGAUGGAGCCCAACGCCGUGGACCGGAUCCUGGCCUACAGACUCGGCAUCAGACAGAUGAGUCAGUCUCGCUGGUGGGAGCAGGAGAUUCCCAUGGAGGGAACCAUCCAGAGGGGGGAGCUGCUGACCUACAACCUCACCGAACUCAUCAAACCCGAGUCCUACCUGGUCCGCCUGACCCCCAUCACCCGCUACGGCGAGGGCGACUCCACCGAACGCAUCAUCACGUACAGCGCUCCUGUUAACCCACAUCUCAGGGAGUUCCAGUGUGGUUUUGAGGACGAGGCGUUGUGUUUGUUCUCUCAGGACAAAGCAGACGAGUUCGACUGGACGCGUCACAGCGCCGCCACACGAGACACCAAAUACACCCCGAACACCGGACCGAGCUCCGACCACACCGGCUCCAAGCAGGGUACACACACACACACACACACACACACACACACACACACACACAACCGGUUCUAUCCGGUUGUGUUCUCCAGUGACGCCGUCUCUACAAGAACCCCACCGGUUCAGUCGUCUGACGCCGUCCAGCUGCGUUCCAGUUGGACGUGGAAGCUGGUUUUUGACAGAGCGGACGUAUUUGACGAGUUCAGGCUGUUUCUCCGCUCGUAUCGGUAA
This is a messenger RNA of Plectropomus leopardus (leopard coralgrouper), 2268 nucleotides long. The record is from RefSeq and is a predicted model, not a curated record. NCBI's taxonomy places the organism in Eukaryota, Metazoa, Chordata, Actinopteri, Perciformes, Serranidae.